This is a messenger RNA of Xenia sp. Carnegie-2017, 653 nucleotides long. RefSeq lists its product as uncharacterized. NCBI's taxonomy places the organism in Eukaryota, Metazoa, Cnidaria, Anthozoa, Malacalcyonacea, Xeniidae. The record is from RefSeq and is a predicted model, not a curated record.
AUGGUUCGACUCAUAAGCUAUAUAGAAGCUUCAGCUAGUUGUCUUUUUAACGGUCGCUUUGUAUUUUCCGUAGCCAAAACCUUAAAUCUUAGUGCUUUGGAAGGCAAUUUGAAUCCUGUCUGCACAGAUAUUGAGCUUGCUGCACCGGGAUUGAUGAGUCAGCAUGCAACCUUUUUAUCAUACAGAGGAAUGAAUUCCUUUAAGGUAAUAGUUGGUGUUGCACCAAAUGGAGUCAUUACUAAUGUCAGUCGGCUGUAUGCAGGUUCUAUUUCAGACAAGGCCAUUGUGCAACAGUCUGGACUCCUUAAUCACUUGACAGCUGGAGAUAUGAUUCUGGCGGACAAGGGUUUCCUUAUCCAGGAUGUUGUACCACAUGGUGUCUGUGUCAAUAUUCCACCUUUUCUGAAUAAUGGAACUUUCACAGAGAGUGAGGUCAAGAAAACAAAAGCCAUAGCUAAAGCACAGAUUCAUGUCGAAAGAGCCAAUGCUAGGCUGAAAGACUUCAAAAUUUUAGGCUUCAUUCCUUCGUAUUUGCGCUGCUAUGCCGACGUUUUGUUUCAGUUAUGUGCAACACUUGUAAAUUUGCAAUUUCCUCUCAUCAAAGAGGGAUGCGAAGAUAUGGUUUUUGAGUAGUUUUAUGCUUGAAGACUACA